This is a messenger RNA of Purpureocillium lilacinum, 1614 nucleotides long. Its product is annotated as myo-inositol-1-phosphate synthase. Gene Ontology annotation, biological process: inositol biosynthetic process; phospholipid biosynthetic process. The record is from RefSeq and is a predicted model, not a curated record. Lineage: Eukaryota; Fungi; Ascomycota; Sordariomycetes; Hypocreales; Ophiocordycipitaceae. Gene Ontology annotation, molecular function: inositol-3-phosphate synthase activity. Gene Ontology annotation, cellular component: cytoplasm.
AUGGCUCCCCACGCGCAAGACAGCACGGGCUCCUCGAACGGGGCGGGACACGCCAAUGGACACGCCGGCGCUGCUCGCAGCACCUUCGUUGUCAACUCGCCCAACGUUACCUACACCGACGCGGAGAUCAAGUCCAAGUACACCUACCGCACCACCAGCGUCGAGACCAAUGCCUCGGGUGACUUUGUUGCCACCCCCAAGGAGGUCCUCUACGACUUCAAGGUCGACCGCAAGGUCCCCAAGGUCGGCAUGAUGCUCGUCGGCUGGGGCGGCAACAACGGCACCACCGUCACCGCCGGCAUCCUCGCCAACCGCCGCAACCUCGUCUGGGACACCAAGGAGGGUCCCCGCGAGGCCAACUACUACGGCUCCGUCGUCAUGGGCUCCACGAUGAAGCUGGGCACCGACGCCAAGACCAACAAGGAGAUCAACAUCCCCUUCCACAACGUCCUGCCCAUGGUCCACCCCAACGACCUCGUCAUUGGCGGCUGGGACAUUAGCAAGAUGAACCUGGCCCAGGCCAUGGACCGCGCCCAGGUCCUCGAGCCCACCCUCAAGGCCCAGGUCAAGAAGGAGAUGGCUGAGAUGGUGCCCCUGCCCUCCAUCUACUACCCCGACUUCAUCGCCGCCAACCAGGAGGACCGCGCCGACAACGUCAUCGAGGGCACCAAGGCCUCGCUGGCUCACGUCGAGAAGCUCCGCAAGGACAUCCGUGACUUCAAGGCCAACAACAACCUCGACAAGGUCAUUGUCAUGUGGACCGCCAACACGGAGCGCUACGCCGACAUCAUCCCCGGCGUCAACGACACCGCCGACAACCUGCUCAAGGCCAUUGAGCAGGGCCACGAGGAGGUCUCCCCCUCGACCGUCUUUGCCGUCGCCUGUAUCCUGGACAAGACUCCCUUCAUCAACGGCUCGCCCCAGAACACCUUUGUGCCUGGCGCCAUCGAGCUGGCUGAGAAGCACGGCGCCUACAUUGGCGGCGACGACUUCAAGUCGGGCCAGACCAAGAUGAAGUCGGCUCUCGUCGAUUUCCUUAUCAACGCCGGCAUCAAGCUCACCUCGAUUGCCAGCUACAACCAUCUUGGCAACAACGACGGCAAGAACCUGAGCUCGCAGAAGCAGUUCCGCUCCAAGGAGAUCUCCAAGUCCAACGUCGUCGACGACAUGGUCGAGGCCAACUCGGUGCUGUACAAGAAGGGCGAGCACCCUGACCACUGCGUCGUCAUCAAGUACAUGCCCGCCGUUGCCGACAACAAGCGUGCUCUGGAUGAGUACUAUGCCGAGAUCUUCCUCGGCGGCCACCAGACCAUCUCUCUGUUCAACAUCUGCGAGGACUCGCUGCUGGCGUCGCCUCUCAUCAUUGAUCUCGUCGUCAUCGCCGAGAUGAUGACGCGCAUCCAGUGGAAGUCGUCGGGCGCCGAGGGCGACUACAAGAACUUCCACAGCGUCCUGAGCGUCCUCAGCUACAUGCUCAAGGCUCCUCUGACUCCCCCGGGCACCCCGGUUGUCAACGCUCUUGCCAAGCAGCGCGCGGCCCUGACCAACAUCUUCCGCGCCUGCGUCGGUCUCGAGCCUGAGUCGGACAUGACCCUUGAGCACAAGCUGUUCUAA